UCCGCCUCCAUCCGGGGCCUGCGCUGCCCUGGGAGCCCCGGGCGGGCGCAGGCUGUGGCCGCCCGCUGUGCUGCGUUGGUGGUGGGGAAGUCGGGGGCUGUGCCCGGGGUUCAGCCCCACGUGGAGAAAUGAUCUCCAGUCCAUGGUUGGAGUGGCUGGGUCUGAGGAGUGCAUAAUGCUGCUGAGCUAGAAAGCUUGUGGCUUCCCUGUCUCUGCGCUGGUCACAUGGAACCGCUCAUGCUUUGGAAAGUGGAAUUGAAAUGGUCUCCAGUCCGUGGUUGGAGUGGCUGGGUCUGAGGAGUGCACAAUGCUGCUGAGCUAGAAAGCUUGUGGCUUCCCUGUCUCUGUGCUGGUCACAUGGAAGUGCUCAUGCUAUGGAAAGUGGAAUUAUUAGUACUGUAGCUCCAUCAGCAGCUAUUGACCAGCGUCCUCGUCGGCAAGAUCACUGCGAGGUGUUUGGGUAGGUUGAGGUUGUUUGUGGCAAAUGGCGAAAGAGUUAAAAAUGCAAAUUGAAAACCUUCCUGAUAUCCAACAAUCAGUGCCAGAAAAUGCCCCUGAAUGUGAUGCAGAGAUGGUCCCAGAGGCGCAACCUGCUGCUAAGAAAAGCAGAACGUGGAAGGAAGAAAAUUGAAAAUUUCAGGUGCAGUGGGAAACAUGGUUUCUUGUGUUUCUGAAGCCAUCCAGUUCCGUUUCUGAGCAAGUUGCAGUGUGUGCUGUUUGUAAGAAAGAUUAAAAUGUACGCGAUGCAACGUCACUAUAACGCUCAUGCAGGGGAAGUUGAACAGAAUUAUCAUGGUGAGUUUCAGAGGCGCAAGCUGUUAAAUGAUGCAAAAACCGAGCUCGAAAGACAACAGUGACGGCCCAGAGAUUUUCUGAAGAAAGUAGAUCAGAUAGACGUGGCUACUUUCAAAGUGGCACUACUUUUGGGGCAAGCAAGGAAAUCUUUCGACAACGGAGAACUCGUGAAGAAAAUUGUUCUGGCCGUUCAACCAGAAAAUCCGCUUUUCAGAGAGCUACCACUGAGCAACGACAUGUUACAGAGAAGCACAAGAGAUCUAGUGAACUUUCUACAAAACGAAAUAGCUGCGAAAGUCUCAGUGAGCCCUUUCUACAGCCUGUGCUUGGUUGAGACCCCUGACGUCGUGAAGAAUCCAAAGAUAAUCGUAUGCGUUCACUUUUUUGACUGUGCUCGCUGUUUUACCGAAGGCGUUUUAUGUCAGGUGAGCCUCACUGAUAGGCCAACUGGCAAACAGGUUUUUCAGUGUGUUCAGGGGAGAAUGCAGGAGUGCUGGGUUAGAUUCGACAAUCUGUGUGGCUUGGCAGCUGACGUGGCAGCAGUUAUGCAAGGUGCUCAAGCAGAGGUGUUGAACUACUUCCAAGAAAGCUGCCCUCAGAAACUUUUUCUGUUUCCCUGGUUUGCCCACCAAGAAGUGCUUGCCAGCAAGGCUUCAGUGGAAAGUAUGGAUGAGGUUGAAUCCGUAGUGGAAAAGUGUAUCAGUGCUGUGAACGUCAGCCGUGUCCAUAAAGAGAGAUUCGCAACGCUGUGUGAAACAGACUCUGAGACGCACAAGGUGCUGCUGAAUUACAGCCUGGUCCAUUGGCUUAGUUUGAAUGGCAGUGUACAGUGGCUGUUUGAGCUCCGGGGAGAGCUCAUUGAGGUUUUGAACACAGUUUCGCCGCAACUGUCCCAAAAGCAUCCAGGAGUACAUGGUUGUUUGCUCUUUUUGAAGGAGUUUUUACCAAAGCUUGCUUCCUUGAACCUGGAGCUUCAGGUACCUCAGCUAACAAUAUUUGACCGCAUUGAAGUAAUUCAUACAUUCCGAAUGACCGUCACUGACAUCAUCCAGCAGCUACAAGAGAAACGGGACUCUUCUGUUUUUCUGAGCUUAGUGGGUUUCUCAGCUGUCAGGAUGAGAGCAUGCAGCAAAAGGUCGGCUUAGCUAUAACCAAAUACCUGCAUAUCAUCUUGGAAGAUCUUGAAAAUUGUUUCAGCGAGGGAAACUUUUUCCAUCAAUACACUUUUGUGACAGACCCAUUCAGCAAUUCCCGUUUGGGGUUUUUGGCUGCAGACAAACUAACGGCCUUGCAAGACAGAUUAGCUUCCUUUGCCUCUUUGGAUUUAAGGAAUCUCCAGCAUCUCAUGGUGCACAUGCGUAAUAAUGCAAGAAUGAAAACCUACUUCAGUCAGCCCGGUGUUACAGUGCAGCAGUUCUGGAUCAAAGUGUACCUGUCUGAGGAUGCCUACAAGCCUCAAGCUAAAGUUGCUUUGCUUUUCUUGUCCCUGUUUUCAAGUACUGUGCUGUGUGAGAGGGCAUUUAGUGCACUCCAUUGUCUGAAGAGCAAGUACCAAAACGGCCUCACUGAUGCUAAUCUGGAAGCUUCCCUUCUAGUUUAACAGGAGACCCGAGAUCCUGCAGACUUUCCAUUCCAAGAGCCCCUGAACUUUUGCAGGUAGUCUGAUCCACACAAUGGCUGUAUUAAUGAAAUUAAAGUUCUGGGGUUUAUCACCCUAUAUUGGUAAAGCAUAAUAUAACAGGAUCAUUUGUUACUAUGAUUAGUGCUAGAUUGAGUUGCUUUUUUGGGGGGCGGCAGUCCGUGAAAGAGAAAUUUUGGACACACUUGCAGAUUUUUUUUCAUUAUUAUCUGGUCGUUUAUUAUGUAAAAGCAUUUUUAAAUGUGGUUCCAAAUUGUUGUACCAACAUCCACCUUUUACCAAAAAAGCACAGUCCCAACAACAAAAAAGAAAAGAACGCCCCAAGCACCUUAUCAGUGGUCUAUUGUGUUCAGCUCCAGUAAAGGAUAGAGGCAGCUCUGCAUUAUUUUUAUUAUUGAGUCUGAAGAAGGAGGGGAAAAAACCGCUCUUAAAUAAAUGUACAAUGACUGGGA
Caretta caretta (loggerhead turtle) is the source of this 2886-nucleotide messenger RNA. Lineage: Eukaryota; Metazoa; Chordata; Testudines; Cheloniidae. The record is from RefSeq and is a predicted model, not a curated record.